This is a messenger RNA of Pseudomassariella vexata, 880 nucleotides long. RefSeq lists its product as uncharacterized. The transcript has a single exon. The coding region runs from base 223 to 780 and encodes 185 amino acids. Lineage: Eukaryota; Fungi; Ascomycota; Sordariomycetes; Amphisphaeriales; Pseudomassariaceae. The record is from RefSeq and is a predicted model, not a curated record.
CCCUGCCCCCAAGUGGCCACUUUGGGGAAUUCUGCUUGCCUGCGCAUAUUCGUACGACAACACCCGCCAUGCGCGGGCGACGGAGAGAUCUGUUUGGACUCGGCCGGUACGACACUGCAGACACCCGAGCGAUUGGACGUUCCAUGCAGUGCCAUAUCGGGAACGUCGUCAGAUGGGCCAAGACUCCAGCCCUGGAACAACUCACUUCGUACUCUCCCCUGGAUGCAUCGUACCAAGUCCUGGUACCACGGCGACUCCCAUCCCAACAGUCGGGCACCAAGCUACCCAAAUCCUCGAGACGGUGAGACGGUAAGACGAGACCGUGAGACGGUGAGACCAGGGGCCGUAGCACAACCGCUGCUGAUUUUGGUAUUCAGCAUGGUCAGUUUAAUGUAUUCAUGCCUGGACGCUAGCCAGCCAGCUGAUUGGGUUGGCUGCAAGGACGAGGCACAGUCGAGAAAGAAAAGAGUGAAAGAGAGAAUAAGAUGGGUGCAACGACCCAACUGUGUGGUAUGUGGUAGCAAGCUAACACUGAUGAUUGAUCAAGCUCAUCAUGCCGUCACCGUGCCGAUAGAGACUUAUCCUGGUCGUGCAACUGCCAGCGACCGAAUGGAGGGGUUCCAUACCUGGCUCGUACUUUGUACCCAGCUAAAGUUCCUCACUCGGGAUUCACUCGAUCCGUUCCCACGGAUCGCAACGUCGGUCAUACCCCUUAGUAUCUGGCCUUGCAAGCAACCAAGGCUUGGGAACGAGUGCUUCGUAUUAGCUCUAAUAUAUUGACAAUGGUAGCACCCUUGACCACCAUGACAGGAUUGGAAAGAGCACGGCAAGGCCACAGCGCGGAAUAGUGGACAACAAGGAAAAUUUGUAGGAUUGUGAC